Molecule: messenger RNA, 1665 nt
Organism: Cucurbitaria berberidis CBS 394.84
Lineage: Eukaryota; Fungi; Ascomycota; Dothideomycetes; Pleosporales; Cucurbitariaceae
Product: histidine permease
Exons: 2
Coding region: 1-1665 (554 amino acids)
Biological process (GO): amino acid transmembrane transport
Cellular component (GO): membrane
Molecular function (GO): amino acid transmembrane transporter activity
Source: RefSeq, a predicted model, not a curated record
AUGAAUGAAGAGAAGAAGUACUCGGGCGAGUUCGUCCGCGAGACUUACCCCAAUGACGAUAUCCAGCCUGGUGAGGUUCACGACAACUCCGACGACCUGCAACGCCAUCUUGGAAACCGUCAGAUUCAACUCAUCGCCAUUGGCGGUUCCAUCGGUACCGCAUUGUUCGUGAGCAUCGGUGGUGCCCUUAACAAAGGUGGUCCUCUUGGUCUCAUCAUCGCUUAUGCUGGAUAUUCGUGUGUUAUCGCCCUAGUGAACAACGCCAUAGCCGAAAUGUCCACAUUCAUGCCCGUCUCUGGAGGUUUCGUUCGAUUGGCAGGUCACUGGGUCGACGAGGCCUUUGGGGUUAUGGCUGGCUGGAACUUCUUCCUCUACGAAGCUUUGCUCAUUCCCUUCGAAAUCACGGCUCUCAACAUUGUCCUGAAAUUCUGGAGAGAUGACAUCCCAGCGGCUGCGGUCUGCGCGGCUGUCAUCGUGCUCUAUGGUACCUGCAAUAUCCUCGCUGUAAAGGCGUAUGGCGAGGCUGAGUUUUGGCUGUCUGGCGGCAAGGUCUUUUUGAUCCUGAUCUUGUAUGCCUUCACGUUCAUCACCAUGGUCGGUGGCAACCCCCAGAAGGAUGCCUAUGGUUUCCGUCACUGGCGCGACCCGGGCCCGAUGAACUCUCAUGGCAACGGUGACAUGGGUCGAUUCGAAGGCUUUCUCGGCUCCCUCUGGGCUGCUUCUUUCUGCGUCGUUGGCCCUGAGUACAUCUCUAUGGUGUCCGGUGAGGCUAAGCGCCCUCGCGUUUACAUCAAGAAUGCCUUCAAGACUGUCUACUGGCGAUUCGGUGCCUUUUUCAUCCUUGGUGCUCUCUGCGUUGGCGUCGUUCUUGCCUACAACGACCCGGAGCUCGAGAUCGUUUUGGAAGCUGGUACGACAAGUGCUGCCGCGUCGCCCUAUGUCAUCGCUAUGAAGAACCUUCGUAUCGAUGGACUUCCUCAUCUCGUCAACGCCCUGUUGAUUACGAGUAUAUUCUCUGCUGGCAACACGUACACGUACUGUGCUACUCGCAGCUUGUACUCGCUUUCCAUCGAGGGCCGCGCCCCCAAGUUCCUCCGAAAGUGCACCAAGAAUGGUGUGCCGAUCUACUGCUUUGUCAUCGUCAUGCUUUUCCCCCUCCUCUCCUUCCUCCAGUUGUCAGACAAUUCCGCCAAGGUCCUAACCUGGCUCACCAACAUCAUCACUGCCGGAGGGGUGAUCAACUAUAUUGUCAUGUGCGCUACCUACCUUGCAUUCUACAAAGCCUGCAAGGUUCAAGGUCUUGAUCGCAAGACUCUACCGUACUGUGGUUAUUUCCAGCCAUACGGUACCUGGUUUGCGCUGAUUUUCGAGAUUGUGGUCGUCUUUGUAUACGGCUACUCCGUCUUCAAGCCAGGCGGCUGGAAGCUCGUGACUUUCUUCACCAACUACACUAUGGUUGGUCUCGCUCCCAUCACCUUCACUGUCUGGAAGGUUCUCAAGAGGACCAAGUGGUUGAAACCCCACGAGGUCGACCUUGUCUGGGAUGCUCCUCUCAUCGACGCCUACGAAUCCUCGUUUAUUUCAGCUCCCGUGGGAUUUUGGCAAGAGAUGCUUCAACUUAUUGGUCUUAAACGCAACCUCGUCGUUGACAAGCGGGCUGUUUAA